AUGGCACGACGCCGCUAUGGUGCAUCCAAAUAUUUUUAUUUGUCCAGUAUUGAAGAUCUCGCUUCGGACAAGGGUCGAAAACGCAACGCAUUUUUGACUGCGGCAUGCUUUGGCCGGGAUCCGAAACCUGGUGCAGAAUUGAAGCUGGACGAUAGAUGCUGGGCAUAUACCUGGAUGGCUUAUCAUGGUGGAGUUGAUGAUAUGCGAGCCCUAGGAACGAGCGUGGAGCACUUCAUAGACGUCGAAGCCUACAAUCCGGUCACCAUGGCGGCCAGGUCUGAGCACAUCGGUACUUUGACUGCUACCGUAGAGUGCAGACAUAAAUCGUCCGUCGAAUAUCUGUGUGUUGAUGAUAACAUACAGCGGUUGACAGAGGACCAAGUCAUCCAUGCCUGUGGAACUGCUGUCACGAACGGCUGCGUUCAUGUUCUUCGCUAA
Messenger RNA from Fusarium proliferatum ET1, 438 nucleotides. RefSeq lists its product as uncharacterized. Lineage: Eukaryota; Fungi; Ascomycota; Sordariomycetes; Hypocreales; Nectriaceae. The record is from RefSeq and is a predicted model, not a curated record. The transcript has a single exon. The coding region runs from base 1 to 438 and encodes 145 amino acids.